Coregonus sp. 'balchen' is the source of this 23513-nucleotide messenger RNA. The record is from the annotation of a GenBank genome assembly. NCBI's taxonomy places the organism in Eukaryota, Metazoa, Chordata, Actinopteri, Salmoniformes, Salmonidae.
GACGACAUUACGGAAACUACAGUCUCUCAAGUGAUGGUAAAUGAAAUUGUCGAACACAAACGUCGACGAAAAGGUAAAAUACAUUUAAUCAGUAUGAAAUGUAGCCAUGUUAUUAAAGUACUUGCUUGCGUGUUGAGAACUAACUACUACUGGCUAAUUCACGUCGUUAGCUGGCUAGCUAGUUCAGAAAACAUCCGCACGGUCCGUUUAUUGCUAGCCCGUAGUUAAUUAGCAGAUAUCAGACGAACUAAGGAGUGUUGUCUGGCUAUUUACAUAACUAGUUGUCGAAUAAAAAGUGUGUAGUUCGCUAUUUCGUUUCGGUCGCAGUCGUGUUAUAAAACGAGCUUCCAAACUGCUAUAACUAGGACUGCAGCUAACUACCUAACGUUAGUAGCUAGCUAGCCUACGUUACUGUACAGCGAGUUACACUCCCGAAACAAACAGUGGGGUUUUACUUCAGUCUAACGUUAGUUAGCGAACUAGCGAUGUUAAUUCCAUCAAUUUUUAAAUUGGGAGAUAGGAUGCUGAGUUAGGCCUACUUCUACCAAACUAGCUAACACAUACAUAGUUAACGUUAGCUAACAAAAUUUUUGUUUGUUAAGCUGUCAACAUUGAUAUCCAUACUAAGUUUUCCUCUACUACUGUACUGAAUAACACUUGUCCCUGCCCUAGCCCAGGGAUUCCCUAACUCGGACCAGGGGCCGCCCUGGGUGCACGUUUUGGUUUUUGCCCUAACACUACACAGCUGAUUCAAAUAAUCAAAGCUUGCUGAUGAGUUGGUUAUUUGAAUCAGCUGUGUAGCGCUAGGGCAAAAACCAAAAUGUGCACCCGUUUGCGAAACCCUGUCCUAGCACAAUAAUGGACUAAAUCAGGGUUUCCCAACCCUCUCCUUGGCCCCCCACAGAUGUUUCACAUUUUAGUUUUAACCCUACAUUGGCACACCUGAUUCAAUUAGUCAAAGGCUUGAUGAUUAGUUCACUAAUUGAAUCAGGUGUGGCAGUUUAGAGUUAAAACAGAGAGGAAGAGAGGCCCAACUCUGUGGAAAAUCUGUCUCCCUCAAGCAGGUGCUGGGUUUGUUGUUUGUUCACCAAGCGAGGAGUUUUCACCAAGUGAAUGAGUGUUGAAUUUGGUCAACCAAAAAUUUAUGGUUUAUUUGAUCAGAAGUUUUGUAACGCUUAAGUUAAGAGUGUACUGAUAAGUAGGACAUAUGACUUCCCAACAAGUUGUCUUGAGAUGGCUAUGCAUAUUCAGGGAAUAAGUCAGUUUUAACACAGUUGCAGUCAACAGUAUUUUUCAGUGACAACACUUUAACAAAACUUCCCCGGCCAGAAUAUACUAUUGUCAGUAAGCACUAAAUGUAGUUAGCUUCUAUGCAUGGGCUACCCCUGCCCUAGUGUUGAUGUCCUCGGAAAAUAACUUUGAACUGGUCUAACAACCCAGAAAUGACAACCUGAGUCUUUCCCUUUUUGAUAUAGUCUAGCUUAUUCUGCUUUUAGCUAAAUUCUCCCAUCUUAAUUUACAAGCUUGACAAAAUGUGGGUUCAAAUGGCCUCCGUCCACACCGUCAUAAACAACACAAUUUGUGUGAAUUCGUGUCACGACAAGUCUGUGUGUGCUGUAACAUUAGUCAGGUUAUAGUCCUAUUCUUUCCUAACAGAGAAAAAGGCGUCAAUACUCGGCAAAAUAUGCAUUGUCCACGAUAGCUUUGGCAUUUUUUACAACUUUAGUUGAUUCAUACGCUACAUGGAGUUGUCCUUGUGUUCUGUGGUUAGACUAGCCUAUCAUUAGCAGGAUCAUAGUGUCACAUGGAUAUGGUAAAAAAACGUACCGGCCGCCUCUCCAGUGUCAGUGUCAUUAACAGCACAAUGUUAUAUAGGGCUGGUGCAGUGAUUGGCUGGAGUUCUGAUAUGAACAGUGUGCCAAUGAAGGGUGUGUACCAGUGCAUUACUUUGAGGGCUGUUGAAUAUGAGAACUGGUCUGUUGUUGUGAAAUCUCGCUACUGCCUUUUGAAUACCACACUGCAGUGGCCAUCUCUCCCUCUUCUGUGUGUUCAGCUACCUUCUCUACUCCUGUGUCUCCUCAGGCUGCAGGUCCUAAUGUGGAGGCGGAGAAGAACUUGCGUUGAUCACGUGCCUGUGUUGCUAUGGGUUCACCCCCCUUGUUCCUGUUCCUCCUGGGCCUGACCUCUAUGCUCCGCCUGACUGUUCAUACCCUCCACACAUCCGCCCCUCCCCCGUCUCCUCCCCCCUCCUGUGGGCCGGGCCAGUCCUGGGCCGUCCGGCUGCACGCAGACUCAGAGCUGCUAGGGACUGAAGGCUCCACCCUGCACGAGCUGGCCAGCAGGGUGGCUGAGCAGGCAGGCCUGGAGAACAGGGGCCAGAUAGGGCAGCUGGAGGGCCACUACCUGCUCUGUGCUGGGCCCGAGGAGGAGGGCAGGCCGGGGGACGUGCUGGAAGCCCACCCUCAUGUGCUCUGGCACUCCCAGGAGCAGGUCCUCCACCGCUCCAAGAGGGCAAUGGCCUUCAACGACCCCAGAUACCCCUUACAGUGGCACCUGGUGAGACUUACUGCACACUUAAGCCUAUAGAAUAUUCAGAUAUGUAAGAAUGCACAGUACUUUUUUAACUGAGUCAGCUACAGUGAGGGAAAAAAGUAUUUGAUCCCCUGCUGAUUUUGUACGUUUGCCCACUGACAAAGAAAUUAUCAGUCUAUAUUUUAAUGGUAGGUUUAUUUGAACAGUGAGAGACAGAAUAACAACCAAAAAAUCCAGAAAAACGCAUGUCAAAAAUGUUAUAAAUUGAUUUGCAUUUUAAAGAACUGUCAAUCUCCCUCGGCCUGGGGCUCCAUGCAAGAUCUCACCUCGUGGGGUUGCAAUGAUCAUGAGAACGGUGAGGAAUCAGCCCAGAACUACACGGGAGGAUCUUGUCAAUGAUCUCAAGGCAGCUGGGACCAUAGUCACCAAGAAAACAGUUGGUAACACACUACGCCGUGAAGGACUGAAAUCCUGCAGCGCCCGCAAGGUCCCCCUGCUCAAGAGAGCACAUAUACAGGCCCGUCUGAAGUUUGCCAAUGAACAUCUGAAUGAUUCAGAGGAGAACUGGGUGAAAGUGUUGUGGUUAGAUGAGACCAAAAUCGAGCUCUUUGGCAUCAACUCAACUUGCCGUGUUUGGAGAGGAGGAAUGCUGCCUAUGACCCCAAGAACACCAUCCCCACCGUCAAACAUGGAGGUGGAAACUUAUGCUUGGGGUGUUUUUCUUACAUUUACAUUUAAGGUCAUUUAGCAACGCUCUUAUCCAGAGCGACUUACAGUUAGUGAAUACAUAUAAUUUUUUAUAACUGGCCCCCCGUGGGAAUCAACCCACAACCCCUGGCGUUGCAAACGCCAUGCUCUAUCAACUGAGCUACAUCCGCCGGCCAUUCCCUCCCCUACACCUGGCGAACGCUGGGUCCAAUUGUGCCCGACCAUGAGUUCUCCCGGUCGCGCCGGCUGGACAGAGCCUGGAUUCGAACCAGGAUCUCUAGUGGCACAGCUAGCACUGCGAUGCAGUGCCUUAGACCACUGCGCCCUUCUUCUAAGGGGACAGGACAACUUCACCGCAUCAAAGGGACGAUGGACGCCGCCAUGUACCGUCAAAUCUUGGGUGAGAACCUCCUUCCAUCAGCCAGGGCAUUGAAAAUGGGUUGUGGAUGGGUAUUCCAGCAUGACAAUGACCCAAAACACACGGCCAAGGCAACAAAGGAGUGGCUCAAGAAGAAGCACAUUAAGGUCCUGGAGUGGCCUAGCCAGUCUCCAGACCUUAAUCCCAUAGAAAAUAUGUGGAGGGAGCUGAAGGUUCGAGUUGCCAAACGUCAGGCUCGAAACCUUAAUGACUUGGAGAAGAUCUGCAAAGAGGAGUGGGACAAAAUCCCUCCUGAGAUGUGUGCAAACCUGGUGGCCAACUACAAGAAACGUCUGACCUCUGUGAUUGCCAACAAGGGUUUUCCCACCAAGUACUAAGUCAUGUUUUGCAGUGGGGUCAAAUACUUAUUUCCCUCAUUAAAAUGCAAAUCACUUUAUAACAUUUUUGACAUGCGUUUUUCUGGAUUUUUGUUUUGUUAUUCUGUCUCACUGUUCAAAUAAACCUAGCAUUAAAAUUAUAGACUGAUCAUGUCUUUGUCAGUGGGCAAACGUACAAAAUCAGCAGGGGAUCAAAUACUUUUUUCCCUCACUGUAUAUGCUACGUUUAUUUUCAUUCCUCAUUUGUGAACAAUGUUUUUCGACCAUGGUCACUUCCCCGCUCUUCUCCUCCUCCAUCCACUCUUUCUACCUCCUCCUCUCCACCCAACCACAGCACAACGAUGUCAGGGAGGGCAUGGACAUCAAUGUGACUGGUGUAUGGGAGCGCAACAUCACAGGGGUAGGGGUGACCGUGGUGGUCGUGGACGAUGGGGUUCAGCACACCCUCCAGGACAUUCAGUCAAACUAUGUGAGUUUCAUGCUGGCCACGUCUAGGCCUAUUUCCUUUUAAGCAUGUUGCUAUUAAAAGGCAUAGGCUGACGCACACCCCAAAAUCUUUUGUAGAGGUUCUGACUAACUGAGCGUAAACUAUAAAAAGAAAGUAAGUUGCACACUCUUAUGUUCCCAAAUAUUUCAUGGGUAUUGCAACCAACGUUCCGGCACGCAGUGCUUUCUUCAGGGUUAGGGUUCAGUGCCGAAAUGUUGCUAUACCCAUAAAAUAUUUGGGAGCAUAAUUAGGGACUUUGUUUCUUUUUAAAGCUUUUUACAAUUGUCAUCAUGUAGUAUGUUAUUUUCCAAAUUCACAUUCUCACAUGCUUUAUUCUUCCCAAAUACAAAUGUUCUCGUGCUUCAUUCUGUCCCUUUAGAGUCCAGAGGGCAGUUAUGACUUGAACUCCAACGACCCGGACCCCAUGCCCCACCCGGACGCCCACAGUGACAACCACCACGGCACACGCUGCGCCGGGGAGAUCGCUGCCGUCUCCAACAACAGCUUCUGCGCUGUGGGCGUGGCCUAUGGCAGUAAAGUGGCGGGUACGUUGUGUGUUUGGAAAGCUUGGUUAUUUUAGUCAUUAGUGGACACCAUAGCAAAUAGUUUUGCACGGAAAAUGAAAUGUAGUAUUGCUUUUUGGACACGUUCAGGUAGUCCCUCCCUAUUUGUCAGUUUUAUUCUGUUUGGUUGUCUAGGGGGGAAAUCAGACCCAAGUUACGCGCGCAUAAAUUGAACUUUAUGCACUCUUCUCUCAACAAGUAUUCUGAUUUUGAACAUGAGCAUUAGGAAACGCAUGUGACAGCCAGCUAAACGUUUGGGGUGGAUAUCAUAGAAAUUGAGGUGGCGGAGAUGUACGCCGUAUUCUGACCUUGACUUAAUUCCCUCAUAAUUCCAGCACCUUUACGUGCAAGGAAACCAUGACUAAUGUCGAGCACCUGUCGGUUCCAAGUGGAAAAACAUCUACAAUUUCCAAUAGAAAUAACACCAUUCUCCAUGCAUAGUAAUGUCUAAUUGAUAAGAGCUAGGUAAAUGAGUAUUCGUUUGGAGAAGGGGACUGUAAUUACAAAUAGCAAUUGUUUUAGAUGAUUUUUCCUUAUGAUCGCUAGAGACGAAUGUGAAACCAGUCAUGGAAGCAAACUGAAAAUAAUAUCAACAUGACGUAUUUCGGCCCCUUUUCCUCAGUGAAGUAAGCUAUAAAUAGCUGUGCCGUUAAUCAGAAUUUAUUCUAUGUCCUAUAGACCCAAGCUAUAUGCUUCUGUAGCAUCAAACCUACUGAGUUGAUUGAUGCGCUCUAGAAUGUUUUAAUUAUAUGCCCGGGCUUUUCUCCAUGUACAUUUUUUUUUUGUCUCAUGCUUAAUAUUAGCCACUAUUGGUAGCCACCGUCAGUAAUUCCCACAUACAUUUAUAACUGUAACUUUAGUGUUCGUUUCCUUCAAUUUGUAGCCUACAUUUUGCAUCAUUCCAUUCUGUUUACCUUUCUUUCCUCUGUCACGUCCGUGUAGUUGUUUCUGAGGAUUGCUAGCAAUAGUGGAACAUUUAAGGCUAACUAAUUUGGGACAUGGUAGCCUAUUUCAGGGUUUCCCAAAAUCGGUCCUCAGGACCCCAAGGGGUGCACGUUUUGUUUUUUACCCUAGCGCUACACAGCUGAUUAAAAUGAUCAAAGCUUGAUGAUUAUUUGAAUCAUCUUUGUAGUGCUAGGUCAAAAAACAAAACGUUGUACCCCUUGGGGUCCCGAGGACCGAGUUUGGGAAACCCUGGCCUAUUUGAAUCAUUAUGGAACUCAUACCACACUUAGCAGUUUGAGCCUGGUGCACAUUUCACGACCACUGGAUCGUUGUCAUACAGUUCCAUGAUUAGUUGAUUUAUAGGACUAUUUUUCAACCCCUAUUGUACACUUUUCUCACCUUCCAAUAUUUUAUGAAUUGAACAAUUGAAUAUGGCAACUUUCAGUAUGAAUCAAACCACUGUAUUUUUCAUUAAUAUAUUUUGUGUGUAAAGGCUCUCCAAACCUGUUUUUUAUGAUUCAUUCCCUUUCCUAACCCUAAAUUAUCUACAAGAUUAGAGUAUUUUAAAAUCUACCAAUUGUUGUUGAAACGGAGACAAAUAUGCAUUUAUUUAGAUGUUUUUAUUUUAUUGAUCCCUAAUAUUCUGAACCCGUUCGCUAUAUAUUAUAUUGUCUGUCGAGAAAAUUCAAAUUAAAGGUACACCAUAUUUAAAGGGAGGGCUAGAUAAAUGUGCUGAAAACCCCAUUGAAUGACAACUCCAUGAGGAAAUCUGUUGGCCAGCAAGUGGGAAGGUUUUCAGCAGUUGAAUUAAAUGUAUUCAGUGCGCAUAAGGGAGCCACUCCCAAAGAGCUCGUUGUGCAUCUGCAUAAGGUACGUCUGAAUACCAAAUACUGAGAAGUGCUUAAAUCAAAACGUGUAGGAAAGGUAUACAUUUCCUAAGUCUGAAUCGGGCCCCUAGUGAAUACAACCCUGGUCUGGUCAGGUGCUGAGGAAAAUCUCAUGGCCCUAGUUAUGUAGAUUGUGCUAUGAGAUUCUUAUAUUUUGAAAUCCUCGUCAUAUUUUGUCUGUUCAGGUAUCAGAGUCCUGGAUGGGCCGCUCACAGACAGUAUGGAGGCAGUGGCUUUCAACAAGCACUACCAGAUCAACGAUGUCUACAGCUGCAGGUACAACCGUGUACAGCUCAGCCUCACCUGACUCUGAACAUGCUUGGUUUGCUUAUAGUCUCAGCAUAAAGCAAACUACUAACAGGAAUAUACAGCCAACCACAGCUCUAAGCAUGGUUAUAAAGAUAUGCCCUUCUCUCUCUCUCUAGAUUUUUCCUCCGCUGCUCUUCAGUGGCUGUAGGAAAAAAUGUGUCUGACUCAACUGUGCUCUCCUCUUCCCUCUCCUCCUCCUCCUCAGUUGGGGUCCUGAUGAUGAUGGCCGCACUGUCGAUGGACCACACCCCUUGGGCAAGGUUAGCAUGGAUACAACAUACGUUACUACACACAACCCAUUUCUAACACGUAUUGCCAGCCCUAGUCUCCUUAUAGAAAUGCAUUAUGAGAACGCAUUUCUGCACCACUCUCCUGUACCAGCAGAGGGAAGUAUACUGUUGCACUCUACAGGGCACAGUUUGUGUGAGUGUCUUAUGAGACCAAGAAAAGAGAAGGCCCAUCCCUUACACACGUACAUGCACAUACACACACACUCUGACUCGAGACAGAGUGUCUGGCUUUUUCUGAUCAUGUUCGUUGCCUAGGUGUGCCUCACUUCCUGAAUGGCUUUGGCAGGCACUGUGGAAACGAAUCAGAACUACCAAAUCCCCUCAGCCAGUCCUCAUGGUCUAAUAGAAAUUCAUGCUAGCUGCGGCUUCCAGCUUUUCACAAACCUAUGAAUGGAGGUAUACAUACAGGAUAGGAUUAUAAUGACAUACACUGAGUAUACCAAACAUUAGAAACACCUUCCAUGGACGCUACAAGGUGUCAGAAGCAUUCCACAGGGAUGCUGGCCCAUGUUGACUCCAAUGCUUCCCACAGUUGUCAAGUUGGCUGGAUGUCCUUUGGGUGGUGGACCGUUUUUGAUACAAACGGGAAACUGUUGAGCGUGAAAAACCCAGCAGCAUUGCAGUUUUUGACACAAACCGGUGUGCCUGGCACCUACUACCAUACCCUGUUCAAAGGCACUUACAUCUUUUGUCUUGCCCAUUCACCCCCUGAAUGGCACACAUGCACAAUCCAUGUCUCAAGGCUUAAAAAUCAUUCUUUAACCUGUCUCCUCCCCUUCAUCUACACUGAUUGAAGUGGGGAUUUAACAAGUGACAUCAAUAAAGGAUCAUAGCUUUCACCUGGUCAGUCUGUCAUGGAAAGAGCAAGUGUUCUUAAUGUUUUGUAUACUUAAUAUUGAAUAUUCAGUUAUGACUAGCCCUGUGAAUGCUGCUCACCAAUGAGGAGCCUUGUUAACCAUUUUAAAUGUUGCUAUAUACUCUGGUUGGCUGUAUUAGUCUACAAGAAGUUAUUAGGCGUGACUAACUGAAGUGAAUGUUUCCUUGUUUUGCCUAUAGGCGGCGCUGCAGCACGGCGUGAUUGCUGGCAGAAGGGGCUUCGGCAGUAUCUUUGUCGUCGCCAGUGGCAACGGGGGCCAGUACGAGGACAACUGCAACUACGAUGGCUAUGCUAACUCAAUCUACACUAUUACCAUUGGUAAGUGAAUAAGAGCAAUGUUGUCUAUCUCUGUGUCUGUGUGUUGUGUGUUUCUAAUCGUGUGUAUGUGUGUCUCUUGUAGGAGCAGUAAAUGAGGAAGGGAAGAUGCCCUUCUAUGCUGAGGAGUGUGCCUCCAUGCUGGCUGUCACCUUCAGCAGUGGGGGCAAAACGCUGCGUAGUAUCGUGAGUCUGUACUGAUAGUAACACACACCAUUUAGAGGGCGUUUUCACACAUAGUUCUGAGCUAUAGCUCGAUUCAGAGUUUGAUUAUUUGUUCCGUUGUAUUUUUUCCAUUUGGUCCGUUUGGUUUCACAUGACCAAAUGUCAAACAAACUAAAAUGCCUAAACAACCAUGUGUUCAUGCAAGUCAUUAGUUUAUUGGAGAAAAAUGCCCAUGUUAAAUCCAUCUAUGAUUAUCAAGAAGCAUAACUUGUAUGUCCCAAACUUCAUAUUACUUUCGCUUUGGUCUUCCAACAACAUGCGGGAGUAAACUGCGCAAUAACCGCUCUAACACCGACGUGAAUAGGCUAUAUUCCAUAGCCUAUAUCCCAGCCCCCCUCUCCCCUAAUCUGCAUUGGAUGUGCUCAUAAAUGCGCUGCUACUUACAGAAUGUUUCAGAGAUACCAAGUUAUGGUACUGCUUGCAUUUCAUCAAAUGCUCGCAGUCAAACAGCCAAUAAUACCGCGCACCUUCCUGAGUUUGACUGCGUUCUCACCUGCAGUGAACUGCACCAUGGUACGAAUGGAAUCCCCCUUACAAAGACUGGUUGUGCCUAGGCUCUUAAGACAUAGAUUGAUGAGAAAGUUAGACAGUCGGAUAAUGACAGAUGAUACUGUACUGUGCCAAUCAGACAUCUUUGAAUGAAGCGGAGAGAAGGACACAUUGAUGGCUGGUGAGUUAAAGGAAAACUCCACCCAAAAACUAUCUUUUGGUAUUUGUUUCAUUAGUCCAUUGUUGAUAUAACCCCAAAAUGAUUUUCAUGUCAACAAUCAAGUUUUCAAGAUGCAUAACUUUCAAAAUACAGAAAUACAGCUGGUAUGAUGCAUUUUGCAUCAUAUGGUUCUGCGUUUUGAGCAAGUGCAUAGGAGAGGGUUUUAGGAAGCUAGAGAGGAGAGCUGUAAGGCAAAGCUCUCUGUUUGCUGCUGUUUGUUGCCAUCUCCUGGGUGACAUGGUUUGGCUGGGUGACGUAACCCCUAGGUCAAAACCCUCAACUGGCAUCCGUGACUUCCUGAAAAGCCAAAUCCACCACUAAACACCAGGCCAAGUGGUUUUAGGGCUCUUCUACCCUGUUGCACGAGUGUGUGUGUCCCACAUGGCACCCUAUUCCCUAUAUAGUGCACUGCUUUUGACCAGUAGUGCACUAUGCACGGAACAGGGUGCCCUUUGGAAUGCAGCCACUGUAUCCACCCACCAGCCAACCGCCUCUAGCUGCCAUGUGCUAUGCUACAGUGCCACCACUGCUAUGUACCAUUCCCUCAUCACAUUCACAACACAUGGGUCCCAUUUGAUGUUGAGCAGUGCUGAAGUCUGUGCGCUCUCUGCUCUGCUCUGUGCUUUCAUGGCAAUGACAGCUGCUUUAAAUGAGAGAAGGCGUUUUAGUUAACAUAUGUCUGUGGAUUCUUCUCAGUCCCUUUCCCUCCACAGCAGAGAGCCUGUAGUGUUCCUGUCAAACUGUCUCUCCUCUCUGUGUCCGACCAGGCCUGUCGUCACCUAUGGUCAAACAACCCUAGCUGUGUGUCUGUGUCACCAACGCUUCAGAGAGGACCCUUACUCCUUUGGAAGACAAGCUGUUUAGACAGCACUGUCUGCAUGGUCUGGAUCUAUACUGCAUGGCUGCGUCCCAAAUGGCACCCUAUUUCCUUUUAUAGUGCUCAAAAGUAGUGCAUUAUAUAUUUUAUACACUGCUCAAAAAAAUAAAGGGAACACUAAAAUAACACAUCCUAGAUCUGAAUGAAUGAAAUAAUCUUAUUAAAUACUUUUUUCUUUACAUAGUUGAAUGUGCUGACAACAAAAUCACACAAAAAUGAUCAAUGGAAAUCAAAUGUAUCAACCCAUGGAGGUCUGGAUUUGGAGUCACCCUCAAAAUUAAAGUGGAAAACCACACUACAGGCUGAUCCAACUUUGAUGUAAUGUCCUUAAAACAAGUCAAAAUGAGGCUCAGUAGUGUGUGUGGCCUCCACGUGCCUGUAUGACCUCCCUACAACGCCUGGGCAUGCUCCUGAUGAGGUGGCGGAUGGUCUCCUGAGGGAUCUCCUCCCAGACCUGGACUAAAGCAUCCGCCAACUCCUGGACAGUCUGUGGUGCAACGUGGCGUUGGUGGAUGGAGCGAGACAUGAUGUCCCAGAUGUGCUCAAUUGGAUUCAGGUCUGGGGAAUGGGCGGGCCAGUCCAUAGCAUCAAUGCCUUCCUCUUGCAGGAACUGCUGACACACUCCAGCCACAUGCGGUCUAGCAUUGUCUUGCAUUAGGAGGAACCCAGGGCCAACCGCACCAGCAUAUGGUCUCACAAGGGGUCUGAGGAUCUCAUCUUGGUACCUAAUGGCAGUCAGGCUACCUCUGGCGAGCACAUGGAGGGCUGUGCAGCCCCCCAAAUAAAUGCCACCCCACACCAUGACUGACCCACCGCCAAACCGGUCAUGCUGGAGGAUGUUGCAGGCAGCAGAACGUUCUCCACGGCGUCUCCAAUCUGUCACGUCUGUCACAUGUGCUCAGUGUGAACCUGUUUGAGCAGACACAUGCACAUUUGUGGCCUGCUGGAGGUCAUUUUGCAGGGCUCUGGCAGUGCUCCUCCUGCUCCUCCUUGCACAAAGGCGGAGGUAGCAGUCCUGCUGCUGGGUUGUUGCCCUCCUACGGCCUCCUCCACGUCUCCUGAUGUACUGGCCUGUCUCCUGGUAGCGCCUCCAUGCUCUGGACACUACGCUGACAGACACAUCAACCUUCUUGCCACAGCUCGCAUUGAUGUGCCAUCCUGGAUGAGCUGCACUACCUGAGCCACUUGUGUGGGUUGUUGACUCCGUCUCAUGCGACCACUAGAGUGAAAGCACCUCCAGCAUUCAAAAGUGACCAAAACAUCAGCCAGGAAGCAUAGGAACUGAGAAGUGGUCUGUGGUCACCACCUGCAAAACCAGUCCUUUAUUGGGGGGUGUCUUGCUAAUUGCCUAUAAUUUCCACCUGUUGUCUAUUCCAUUUGCACAACAGCAUGUGAAAUGUAUUGUCAAUCAGUGUUGCUUCCUAAGUGGACAGUUUGAUUUCACAGAAGUGUGAUUGACUUGGAGUUACAUUGUGUUGUUUAAGUGUUCCCUUUAUUUUUUUGAGCAGUGUAUUAUUUAACUAUUAUUUUGACAGGGAGUCAAUGCUGAGACCAAGGUCUAUUUUCCUGAUGAGCCCUGUAUAGCACCACAAUAUACAUAAAAAUACAAUAAACACAUUAAACUACACAUUACAAUACACAACAAAAAAUAGCAAAACACAAUAAUAAAAAAUAGUCUGAAAUGCCCUAGAGGCACCAAUUCUUCCAAUUCUAAAGUGUAUUGUAGAUCAUUUCACAUGUAAGGUGCAAAAAAACUAAAAUCAGAUCUACCCAACUCAGUAGAGAUGGAAGUGAUCUCCAGAGUUAUCCAUCCCUGAGCCCGGGUCCGGUAGCCCGUACAUCUAUAGGUUAAUAAUGAGGUAAGGUACGGCGGAAGUUUAUGCAAGAGGGCUUUAUAGACAAAAAGAGCGCAAUGCAUCGAUCUACAAGACUUCAAGGAGGGCCAGCCCACAUUCUGAUACAAAAUGCAAUGAUGUGUACUGAACCCAUCACCCAUAAUUAAGCGCAAUGCGCUAUGAUAAACUGUGUCCAAUGACUUCAAUACAAUGGCAGCUGCAUUCAUAUAAACGUAUAUAGGGAAUAGGGUGCCAUUUGGGACCAUAUAUGAAUGCUGUACACCUCAUUCUAUACCAUUGUCAUGCAUAUUAUGCUCAUAAGCUACUACAUAUGCAACAAUAUACGCUACAUUCUAACCCAAAACUCUACACACAUCACAGAGCUUAUUCUCUCUUUGUUUACGUCAAAUAUUGAACCCAUGACUAUCCAGGGUAUUUUCCACUGAAGUCCUAUAGGGAAUAGGGUGCCAUUUGGGAUGCAACCAUAGUCAUUUCUCUCCAUUGGGAAGGGCUGUGGGAUCUAUGCUAGUAUGCAGGUCUGACAUGCAAUGAUAAUUCAGUAAGGCUGAAACAGUGCCUAUAGAGCCGUUACCUCUCUUCCCCCCUCGCAGAGAUCAUGUUUACCAAUGAGUCCAUCAGCAGCCCGAUUCUCCCUGCCGUCUCCCUGUCCCUGUAUUCCUAUCAAUCUCUCUCCCUCCACUUCUCUCCUUCACCCGUUCCUGUCUGUCUGUUUUAGCACUUCUCUCUACUUUUUCUCCUCCUUCAGCCCCUCUAUCUCCAACUCUUUCCAUCUUUUCUGUCUCUUUUCCUCCCUAGUCGUCACAUAGCUCCUUACCACUGACUGUUUGUAAUAGUGUGUGAGAUUCGUAUACAUGUUUAUGACUCUUCUGUGUGUACUGUGUAGGUGACGUCAGACUGGUCACUGCAGCAGGGCACGGGCUGUACUGACGGGCACACGGGCACCUCGGCGGCAGCGCCCCUGGCGGCUGGCAUGGUGGCGCUGAUGCUGCAGGUCCGGCCCUGUCUCACCUGGAGAGACGUGCAGCACAUCAUCACCUACACAGCCACACAGGUACAAUGUGCCAUUCAGAGGGUGAAUGCCUUUGAAUGUGGAAUGGUACUAGGUGCCAGGCGCACCGGUUUGUGUCAAGAACUGCAACGCUGCUGGGUUUUUCACGCUCAACAGUUUCCUGUGUGUCUCAAGAAUGGUCCACCACCCAAAGGACACCCAGCCAACUUCACACAACUGUGGAGUCAACAUGGGCCGGCAUCCAUAUGGAACGCUUUUGACACCUUGUAGAGUCCAUGCUCCGACGAAUUGAGGCUGUUCUGAGGGAAAAGGGGGGAUGCAACUCAAUAUUAGGAAGGUGUUCCUAAUGUUUGGUAGACUGAGUGUAUGUUUAUUAAAGUAGUAAAAAGUGAAGUAUUUGGUCCCAUUCAUAGUAUGCAAUGACUACAUCAAGCUUGUGACUCUACACAUUUGUUGGAUGCUUUUGCUGUUUGUUUUGAUUGUGUUUCAGAUUAUUUUGUGCCCAAUAGAAAUGAAUGGUAAAUAAUGUAUUGUGUCAUUUUAUUGUAAAUAAGAAUAUAAUAUGUUUCUAAACACUUCUACAUUAAUUUGGAUGCUACCCUGAUUACGGAUAAUUCUGAAUGAAUCGUGAAUAAUGAUGAGUGAGAAAGUUAGAGGCACAAAUAUCAUACCACCUAGACAUGCUAACCUCUCACCAUUACAAUAACGGGAGGUUAGCAAUUUUGGGAGGGGUAUGAUAUUUGUCCCAAUACUUUUGGUCCCCUAAAAUGGAAGGACUAAGGACAAAAAGUGCUGUAAUUUCUAAACGGUUCACCCGAUACGGAUGAAAAUACCCUCAAAUUCAAGCUGACAGUCUGCACUUUAACCUCAUAGUCAUUGUAUCAUUUCAAAUCCAAAGUGAUGGAGUACAAAGAAAGAAAUGUAUGACUCACCUUUAUGUACUGUGUCAUUAAUCACUGCUACACAGGCACAUACAGUUCCUAAUUGAGUGUGUGUGUGUGUGUGUUUCUGUAGUAUGAUGUGCAAGGGGACUGGAAAAUCAAUGGCGCUGGCUUCCACCACAGUCACCAGCACGGCUUCGGCCUGCUCAACGCCUGGAGGCUGGUCAACGCUGCCAAGGUACCACUCCACCUCACCCACUCCCUUCCUAAUGUCUCAGCAGCACACUAAUGUCAAGCUUAACCAACUACACUACUGAUACAGUAAGGAGUGGUAGGGAUUUUCUUUCAGCUAAGUCAAUAUUCUGCUCAUUUAAAAAAGACUGAAGGUAUACAUGUGGAAAGUCUGUUUUUUUUUUUUUUUUUUUUUGUGUGUGUAUUAAUCAGGUGUGGGAGAUGGUGCCAUUCCUAGUGUCCUAUCAGAGCCCAGUGCUGAAGGAGGAGGAGCUUAUCCCAGCCUAUCCGGAGCAACUCAAUCUAACCUGGAACGGUUGGUAGCGUUUGUGUGUGUGUGUGUGUGAGAGAGAGAGAGAAUGAGCAAGCAAGCGAGUCUCAUAAUAUGCAAGUCUGAAUAUUUGCUGUUUCUCUUCUCUCUGUUAGUGCUCUCCAGAGAGAACCUCCCAACAGGCAAUCAGCAGUCUGCCCUUAUUAGGCAAUGUUCUUCAGAGUCUCUCUGUCACUGGGCACACUGACUAAACUAUGGAGGAGAGAACACAUCCCUACGUUCCCUCCCCUCCCCUCCCUUACCCUACCCUCUCUCUUUAUCUGUAUUUCUCUCUCUUCCUCUCUCCCUCUCUUACACACACACACAGUGACCUCAUCACAGCAGAGAUAUCUGUAUUCCUCCCUCUGUUCUUCUCUCUUUUCUGGCCUCCCUAUCGCCUCCUGGCCCAGCGUAUGCAGCCUGUGUGUUGCCUGUUCUGUGGUCAGGAGCAGAGCCAGAAGCAGUGUGUUUCCCUGCUGCAGCACAGCCCUUUGUGUGUGUCCAGUUUCACGUGACUAGGGUUUCUAAGGACAAAGCAGUGGAAGAGUUGCUGACAAAGGCUAAAUGUUUUAGUUCCAAGUGAAACAUGUGUUUUGAAUUAAUGAAAUUCGAGAUGUAAAUCGACUUUGUAUUUAUACAUGGAAAUUCUAUUUCCAUUCAUUGAAAAGUAAGCUAGUUUUGUUUAUUCCCAACGAUACAUGAAGCAGGUUGUUGUGUUUAACUACUCAAUCGCUAGGCUAUUUGUUGACCUUGUUGCUAUGUGUUUUGGCCGGUCCGUUAGCUUAAGGUCCAGCGGUUAGUAUGAGCACUAUUUCCUUCCCAUGUGAAAAGGGAAGACGAGAGUUCCGAUGUUCAGUCCCAAACGUUAGAUUCCCAAAAGAUAGGGGUGUGUUAUUAUUGAAAAGAAAAACAGUUGUUAAAAGUGCAAAAAGUUUAAAAAUGUCUAAGAUGUUUGAGCUAAAUGUCAGGAGAGGAAUGUAUGGGGUGCACGCCAGGCCAAACUGUGGCUCCCAAAUGGCACUCUUUUCUUAUAGUGCACUACUUUUUACCUGGGCUCCUCUGAUCCAAAGUAAUGCAAAUAUGUAGGGAAACGGGUGCCAUUUGGGAUGCAGACAAAUCACUGGCUUAUUUAUCUUCCCUUGUUCCUUGUGUGUGUCUCAGAGGGAGAGAAUAAUAUUCACAGAGCAUAGCCAGAGCCUUUGGCAUGAUAUUUACCAUCCAUUUACUGCCAUUGUAUUGAUUUAGCUUUAUUGAGAUGAUUAUGCAGACCUAGAUAUUGGUGAAAAAGAUUGUAUCAUUUCAGAGCUGGAGCAUUUGUGUUGCAACAAGUUUGUGCUUGAUUUAAUACCAAACUUUUAUGAGAAGGCAGUAACACACUCUUAAGACCCACAAGUCGUGAUGUUUUUUUAUUUUAUUUUAUUUCACCUUUAUUUAACCAGGUAAGCCAGUUGAGAACAAGUUCUCAUUUACAACUGCGACCUGGCCAAGAUAAAGCAAAGCAGUGCGAUUAAAAACAACAACACAGAGUUGCAUGUGGAUGAAGAGUGAGAUUCUCAUCAAAGGUCACUGUCUGUGUGGGAGGGUCUCUGAGGAACUCUUACGAGUCCUGUACGUUUGGAAGAAGAUGGCUGGACUCCAAGAAGUCCCCCCCCCCCCCCCCCCCCCAAUCCUACUCUACCCCUCUUUCUGCCCUCCUUCACCACCAGUCUCUCUCCCUCCACACCUUUGUAUGUCCCUCUCUCUUCCUCUACUUCCUUGGCCUGGGGAAGGGUUUUUCCCUACAUGGUAAUGGAGCAUUAAGGCCCAUUAGCAAACAGGGGGCGAGGAAAUGCCAGUGAAUUAGAGUACGCUGCAGGUCAGGAAUCCAGAGAGAAAGGGAAGAGGGUGACUCCGCUGUGAGGGACUACAAGUCUGUCUGCUCUUUGUGCAUAUUCUAUGACUGAGACAUAUUGUAUUCCUCUGGGGUGGGUGGGUGCACGUUUUACUACACUUGUGAGUACCAGAAGUCCUCACAAUAAUUAGCUGUAGAAUAUCAGCAAGAGAGCCAUUGCACAGUGGAUGGUGUAGUGAAACUGUUGAAGGCUUCGGGGGGGGGGGGGGGGGGGGGGGGUCUGGGAAUGUCUGAGGCGUGUCUGGAACAGAUGCAUAUACAAAAUACAGUUUCAUACUAAAUGGAAUGUCUUUAUAUGGCCUUUAAUUAAGAUUGGACCUAUGGGCUACCAGAGUAAAGGUCAAUCAAUUGUGUCCAUAGCCGACCCUUCACUGUUAUAUGUAGUUUUCAUUGGCUCAUCUGCUCUCCUCCUCACUCUGCCAUUCCUAUAGAAGGACAUACAGUGGGGAAAAAAUGUAUUUAGUCAGCCACCAAUUGUGCAAGUUCUCCCACUUAAAAAGAUGAGGCCUGUAAUUUUCAUCAUAGGUACAUGUCAACUAUGACAGACAAAAUGAGAAACAAAAUCACAUUGUAGAAUUUUUAAUGAAUUUAUUUGCAAAUUAUGGUGGAAAAUAAGUAUUUGGUCAAUAACAAAAGUUUCUCAAUACUUUGUUAUAUACCCUUUGUUGGCAAUGACACAGGUCAAACGUUUUCUGUAAGUCUUCACAAGGUUUUCACACACUGUUGCUGGUAAUUUGGCCCAUUCCUCCAUGCAGAUCUCCUCUAGAGCAGUGAUGUUUUGGGGCUGUCGCUGGGCAACACGGACUUUCAACUCCCUCCAAAGAUUUUCUAUGGGGUUGAGAUCUGGAGACUGGCUAGGCCACUCCAGGACCUUGAAAUGCUUCUUAUGAAGCCACUCCUUCGUUGCCCGGGCGGUGUGUUUGGGAUCAUUGUCAUGCUGAAAGACCCAGCCACGUUUCAUCUUCAAUGCCCUUGCUGAUGGAAGGAGGUUUUCACUCAAAUCUCACGAUACAUGGCCCCAUUCAUUCUUUCCUUUACACGGAUCAGUCGUCCUGGUCCCUUUGCAGAAAAACAGCCCCAAAGCAUGAUGUUUCCACCCUCAUGCGUCAGACCACUGUGGCGCAGUGGUCUAAGGCACUGCAUUGCAGUGCUAACUGUGCCACUAGAGAUCCUGGUUCGAAUCCAGGCUCUGUCGCAGCCGGCCGCGACCGGGAGACUCAUGGGCGGCGCACAAUUGGCCCAGCGUCGUCCAGGGUAGGGGAGGGAAUGGCCGGCAGGGAUGUAGCUCAGUUGAUAGAGCUGGCGUUUGCAACGCCAGGAUUGUGGGUUCGAUUCCCACGGGGUGACAGUAUAAAAAAAUAUGUAUUCACUAAUUGUAAGUCGCUCUGGAUAAGAGCGUCUGCUAAAUGACUAAAAAUGUUAAAAAAAAAAAAAAUGUGUUCUUUAAUUGCAACUCAGCAUUCUUUGUCCUCCAAACACGACGAGUUGAGUUUUUACCAAAAAGUUCUAUUUUGGUUUCAUCUGACCAUAUGACAUUCUCCCAAUCCUCUUCUGGAUCAUCCAAAUGCACGCUAGCAAACUUCAGACGGGCCUGGACAUGUACUGGCUUAAGCAGGGGGACACGUCUUGCACUGCAGGAUUUGAGUCCUUGGCGGCGUAGUGUGUUACUGAUGGUAGGCUUUGUUACUUUGGUCCCAGCUCUCUGCAGGUCAUUCACUAGGUCCCUCCGGUGGUUCUGGGAUUUUUGCUCACCGUUCUUGUGAUCAUUUUGACCCCACGGGGUGAGAUCUUGCGUGGAGCCCCAGAUCGAGGGAGAUUAUCAGUGGUCUUGUAUGUCUUCCAUUUCCUAAUAAUUGCUCCCACAGUUGACUUCUUGAAACCAAGCUGCUUACCUAUUGCAGAUUCAGUCUUCCCAGCCUGGUGCAGGUCUACAAUUUUGUUUCUGGUGUCCUUUGACAGCUCUUUGGUCUUGGCCAUAGUGGAGUUUGGAGUGUGACUGUUUGAGGUUGUGGACAGGUGUCUUUUAUACUGAUAACAAGUUCAAACAGGUGCCAUUAAUACAGGUAACGAGUGGAGGACAGAGGAGCCUCUUAAAGAAGAAGUUACAGGUCUGUGAGAGCCAGAAAUCUUGCUUGUUUGUAGGUGACCAAAUACUUAUUUUCCACCAUAAUUUGCAAAUAAAUUCAUAAAAAAUCCUACAAUGUGAUUUUCUGGGAAAAAAAUUCUCAAUUUGUCUGUCAUAGUUGACGUGUACCUAUGAUGAAAAUUACAGGCCUCUCUCAUCUUUUUAAGUGGGAGAACUUGCACAAUUGGUGGCUGACUAAAUACUUUUUUCCCCCACUGUAUAGUAAUUUAUUAGGAUAUCUGUGCUCCUCUCACCCCAGUGACUGCAGCUGACCUCAGGCAGUCCGGAAUGCAGACCUUGGAGCAUGUGUCUGUCACUUUGACACUGGCCCAUACUCGCCGCGGCAAUGUGGAGAUCAUGCUGCUCUGCCCCAGUGGCAUGACCUCACUCAUCGGGGCGCGCCGUACUCUGGAUACGUGAGUUUGCGCAUGCACACACAUAAAAGUUUAUUGGUCGCGUACACAUAUUUGCGUAUGUUAUCGCAGGUGCAGCGAAAUGCUUGUUUCUAGCUCCAACAGUGCAGUAAUAACAGAUACAGUUGAAGUCGGAAGGUUACAUACACCUUAGCCAAAUACAUUUAAACUCAGUUUUUCACAAUUCCUAACAUUUAAUCCUAGUAAAAAUUCCCUGCCUUAGGUCAGUUAGGAUCACUACUUUAUUUUAAGAAUGUGAAAUGUCAGAAUAAUAGUAGAGAGAAUUAUUUAUUUAAGCUUGUAUUUCUUUAAUCACAUUCCCAGUGGGUCAGAAGUUUGCAUACUCUCAAUUAGUAUUUGGUAGCAUUUCCUUUAAAUUGUUUACCUUGGGUCAAACGUUUCGGGUAGCCUUCCACACGCUUCCCACAAUAAAUUGGGUGAAUUUUGGCCCAUUCCUCCUGACAGAGCUGGUGUAACAGAGUCAGGUUUGUAGGCCUCCUUGCUCGCACACGCCUUUUCAGUUCUGCCCACAAAUGUUCUAUACGAUGAGGUCAGGGCUUUGUGAUGGCCACUCCAAUACCUUGACUUUGUUGUCCUUAAGCCAUUUUGCUACAACUUUGGAAGUAUGCUUGGGGUCAUUGUCCAUUUUGAAGACCCAUUUGCGACCAAGCUUUAACUUCCUGACUGAUGUCUUGAGAUGUUGCUUCAAUAUAUCCACAUAAUUUUCCUUCCUCAUGAUGCCAUCUAUUUUGUGAAGUGCACCAGUCCCUCCUGCAGCAAAGCACCCCCACAGCAUGAUGCUGCCACCCCCGUGCUUCACGGUUGGGAUGGUGUUCUUCGGCUUGAAAGUUCCCCCUUUUUCCUCCAAACAUAACGAUGGUCAUUAUGGCCAAACAGUUCUAUUUUUGUUUCAUCAGACCAGAGGACAUUUCUCCAAAAAGUACGAUCUUUGGCCCCAUGUGCAGUUGCAGACCAUAGUCUGGCUUUUUUAUGGUUGUUUUGGAGCAGUGGCUUCUUCCUUGCUGAGCGGCUUUUCAGGUUAUGUCGAUAUAGGACUCGUUUUACUGUGGAUAUAGAUACUUUUGUACCCGUUUCCUCCAGCACCUUCACAAGGUCCUUUCUUGUUGUUCUGGGAUUGAUUUGCACUUUUCGCACCAAAGUACGUUCAACUCUAGGAGACAGAACGCGUCUCCUUCCUGAGCGGUAUGAGGCUGCGUGGUCCCAUGGUGUUUAUACUUGCGUACUAUUGUUUGUACAGAUGAACGUGGUACCUUCAGGCGCUUGGAAAUUGCUCCCAAGGAUGAACCAGACUUGUAGAGGUCUACAAUUGUUUUUCUGAGGUCUUGGCUGAUUUCUUUUGAUUUUCCCAUGAUGUCAAGCAAAGAGGCACUGAAUUUGAAGGUAGGCCUUGAAAUACAUCCACAGGUACACCUCCAAUUGACUCAAAUGAUGUCAAUUAGCCUAUCAGAAGCUUCUAAAGCCAUGACAUCAUUUUCUGGAAUCUUCCAAGCUGUUUAAAGGCACAGUCAACUUAGUGUAUGUACAUUUCUGACCCACUGGAAUUGUGAUACAGUGAAUUGUAAAUGAAAUAAUCUGUCUGUUGGAAAAAUUACUUGUAUCAUGCACAAAGUAGAUGUCCUAACCGACUUGCCAAAACUAUAGUUUGUUAACAAGAAAUGUGUGGUGUGGUUGAAAAACAAGUUUUAAUGACUCCAACCUACAGUGAGGGAAAAAAGUAUUUGAUCCCCUGCUGAUUUUGUAAGUUUGCCCACUGACAAAGAAAUGAUCAGUCUAUAAUUUUAAUGGUAGGUUUAUUUGAACAGUGAGAGACAGAAUAACAACAACAAAAUCCAGAAAAACGCAUGUCAAAAACGUUAGAAAUUGAUUUGCAUUUUAUUGAGGGAAAUAAGUAUUUGACCCCCUCUCAAUCAGAAAGAUUUCUGGCUCCCAGGUGUCUUUUAUACAGGUAACGAGCUGAGAUUAGGAGCACACUCUUAAAGGGAGUGCUCCUAAUCUCAGUUUGUUACCUGUAUAAAAUACACCUGUCCACAGAAGCAAUCAAUCAAUCAGAUUCCAAACUCUCCACCAUGGCCAAGACUAAAGAGCUCUCCAAGGAUGUCAGGGACAAGAUUGUAGACCUACACAAGGCUGGAAUGGGCUACAAGACCAUCGCCAAGCAGCUUGGUGAGAAGGUGACAACAGUUGGUGCGAUUAUUCGCAAAUGGAAGAAACACAAAAGAACUGUCAAUCUCCCUCGGCCUGGGGCUCCAUGCAAGAUCCCAUCAGAGGAGAACUGGGUGAAAGUGUUGUGGUCAGAUGAGACCAAAAUUGAUCUCUUUGGCAUCAACUCAACUCGCCGUGUUUGGAGGAGGAGGAAUGCAGCAUAUGACCCCAAGAACACCAUCCCCACCGUCAAACAUGGAGGUGGAAACAUUAUGCUUUGGGGGUGUUUUUCUGCUAAGGGGACAGGACAACUUCACCGCAUCAAAGGGACGAUGGACGUGGCCAUGUACCGUCAAAUCUUGGGUGAGAACCUCCUUCCCUCAGCCAGGGCAUUGAAAAUGGGUCGUGGAUGGGUAUUCCAGCAUGACAAUGACCCAAAACACACAGCCAAGGCAACAAAGGAGUGGCUCAAGAAGAAGCACAUUAAGGUCCAGGAGUGGCCUAGCCAGUCUCCAGACCUUAAUCCCAUAGAAAAUCUGCGGAGGGAGCUGAAGGUUCGAGUUGCCAAACGUCAGGCUCGAAACCUUAAUGGCUUGGAGAAGAUCUGCAAAGAGGAGUGGGACAAAAUCCCUCCUGAGAUGUGUGCAAACCUGGUGGCCAACUACAAGAAACGUCUGACCUCUGUGAUUGCCAACAAGGGUUUUGCCACCAAGUACUAAGUAAUGUUUUGCAGAGGGGUCAAAUACUUAUUUCCCUCAUUAAAAUGCAAAUACAUUUAUAACAUUUUUUACAUGCGUUUUUCUGUAUUUUUUUUUUGUUAUUCUGUCUCUCACUGUUCAAAUAAACCUACCAUUAAAAUUAUAGACUGAUCAUGUCUUUGUCAGUGGGCAAACGUACAAAAUCAGCAGGGGAUCAAAUACUUUUUUCCCUCACUGUAAGUGUAUGUAAACUUCAACAGUAUGUACACACACAGAUUUAUACACUGGUUUUAGUUUUACAUUUCUUCACUUACUCUUAAUUGUUUGGGGCAUAAUGUAUAACACUCACCCCCAUUUAUUAGCAUCCUUGCCUCUGUCCUGUUGUGUGUCACUCCAGGGAUACCUCGGGUUACUCAGAUUGGACGUUUUCCACUGUGCGCUGCUGGGGAGAGAGAGCCGAGGGCCAGUACAGGCUGCAAGUCUCUGACCACAGUAAGGGUCAGUCUCUCUCUGUCUGUCAUUCACCUGCGUUCCACUGACUACUACAUGACCACAGCUACACUAUAAGCUCUCUCCUGCUCAUUCAGUCUUCAUCUCUUUCUCCCCCCCCCUAUCUCUCUGUCUCUGUUCCCUCUCUGUCUCUGUUCCCUCUGUCUCUGUUCCCUCUCUGUCCCUCUCUCUGUCUCUGUUCCCUCUCUGUCCCUCUCUCUCUGUCUCUUUCUUUCUUUCUUUUAGAAGAGCCUGCGUUGCCGCUGGGCUCUCUGAAGCACUGGAAGCUCACUCUGUACGGCUCCUCUCUGUCCUUCGAAGAGGUCAAGGAGAGACAGAGGUCAGGAGACACACAUCACUGUUAAAAGAGCAGCCUGGGUUAUAUAAAUAGAAAAUAUGUGUAAAAGUAAAAAAUAUAUUAUGUGUUUCUGGAUCCUCUAUUUUUAAAGGAAAGUGAUGUUUUGUCAUUGGCGUUCCCUUAGUGGAUGUGAGCAUUGAUUGUUUGUGUGUUUUGAUUGACAGUGUGGUGGAGGAGGCUAUGGGAGGGCAGUAUCUGGACAGCAGUUUCUCCCUGCCCUGUCCUGCAGGCAUGGACAUCCCCCCUGAGAUGGUCAGCCCGUUCACCUCCAACAGCCUCAAGGUAUGUUACACACACACACACACACACACACACACAAUAUGCCUCAUUUAGUAAUUUCCUCCCCUCUCUCAUCACCAUGUCUCUGUGUAGUCUCUGCUACUGCUGGGCUGCUUCGCUCUCUUCUGGUCCCUGUACUACACCCUGGAGGUGACCCUGGCCAACCUGGACUUUAGGGGGCUGUGUCGGCGUGGCAGGGGGACGCGGGGCUCCCGCGGGGGCCGGGGGAGGGGCACUGGAACUCUGGGGGACAGCUCUGAGCUGGAGAUGCAGAGCGUGUUGGACUCAGAGGAGAAGUUGCCCUUCAUCACUGGAGACGCUGCCACAUAA